This is a messenger RNA of Zingiber officinale, 1706 nucleotides long. Its product is annotated as endoglucanase 16-like. The record is from RefSeq and is a predicted model, not a curated record. Lineage: Eukaryota; Viridiplantae; Streptophyta; Magnoliopsida; Zingiberales; Zingiberaceae. Bases 26 to 1558 code for a protein of 510 amino acids. The transcript has 4 exons. Gene Ontology annotation, molecular function: hydrolase activity, hydrolyzing O-glycosyl compounds. Gene Ontology annotation, biological process: carbohydrate metabolic process.
UCUUCCUCUCUUCUCCUCUCCUCCAAUGGAGAAAGUUGAGGAGAAUCGCAAGAUCUUUCUCCUUGUUCUCUUCCUUUUCUUUUCGAGCGUGCCUCGCCUUGUAGCGUUUGACUACGGCGAGGCGCUCUCGAAGAGCUUGCUCUACUUUGAGGCGCAGCGCUCCGGCCGCCUCCCCCACCGCCAGCGCGUCUCCUGGCGGUCCGACUCCGGUCUCACCGACGGCCUCGAACAGAGAGUUGAUUUGGUGGGAGGGUACUACGACGCCGGCGACCACGUCAAGUUCGGGCUGCCGAUGGCGUUCACGGCGACGAUGCUGGCGUGGGGGGCGGCGGAGUACGGCGGCGCGAUCGCGGCGGCCGGCGAGAUGGAGCACGCGCUGGGUGCCAUCAAGUGGGCGACCGACUACUUCAUCAAGGCGCACACCCUCCCCAACCUCCUCUGGGCACAGGUAGGGGAAGGGGGCAGCGACCACUACUGCUGGCAGCGUCCGGAGGACAUGACGACGUCCAGGCAAGCGUACAGGGUCGACGCCGAGCACCCGGGGACGGAGGUGGCGGCGGAGACGGCGGCAGCGCUGGCAGCGGCGGCGGUGGUGUUCAGGAACACCAACCCACGCUACUCGCGCCUGCUACUCCACCACGCCCAGCAGCUGUUUGAGUUCGGAGACAAGUACAGGGGGAGGUACGACGAGAGCAUUCCGGCCGCCAAGAGCUACUACCCGUCGGUGAGUGGCUACGGCGACGAGCUGCUCUGGGCGGCAAUGUGGCUGCACCGGGCGACGAGGCAAGCCAAGUACCUGACCUACGCGGUGGAGAAGGCGGCGGAGUUGGGCGGCGCCGGCUGGGCUGUGUCUGAAUUCAGUUGGGACAUCAAGUACGCAGGCUUGCAAAUUCUCGCCUCAAAGCUUUUGAUGGAAGAAGGGAGAAGGAAUUUAGAAGAGAAACAAGUAGAGGUACUAGAGCAAUACAGAUCCAAAGCUCAGCAUUACAUUUGUUCUUGCCUCAACAUGAGCACCGCCGAUAGCAAUGUUCGUCGCACCCCUGGUGGCCUCCUCUUUGUUCGAGAGUGGAACAACAUGCAGUACGUGACCGGUGCCGCCUUCCUCCUUACCGUUUACUCUGAUUAUUUGACUGCCUCCGGCGAGGUGUUGCAUUGUCCUCGAGGAUCCUUGGGUCCUCGGGAGAUCUUAUCGUUUGUGAAGGUGCAAGUCGACUACAUGUUGGGCUCAAACCCGUUGGGCAUGAGCUACAUGGUGGGGUUUGGACGCAAAUACCCGAAGCGAGUGCACCAUAGAGCCGCUUCAACCGUAUCUUACAAAAAGGAUGGGUCCUUCAUAGGGUGUGCUCAAGGCUAUGACAAGUGGUUUGGACGACGAAAGGAGAAUCCUAACAUUCUCAUCGGUGCCAUUGUCGGUGGCCCGAAUGGCAAGGACAGAUUCAAAGAUAUGAGGGAGAACUACAUGCAAACGGAGGCGUGCACAUACAACACUGCACCGAUGGUGGGAGUGUUUGCGAAGUUGCAUCAUUUGAAAGCACAAAGCUCAUCUUCAUCUUCAUGAAGAAUGAUAAAAGGGUGAUCACAGAGCUCGUGUUCUUUGUGUGUCCAUUGUACUGCAUUGACUUCAUUGUUUUUGUGAAGUAGAAGAUACAAAAAAAUAAAUACAAAUAGGAAAAAAAAAACAUAUACAGAUUAAAUAGUUUCAGUCA